Cryptomeria japonica (Japanese cedar) is the source of this 3024-nucleotide messenger RNA. RefSeq names its product ATP-dependent zinc metalloprotease FTSH 3, mitochondrial. Gene Ontology annotation, cellular component: chloroplast thylakoid membrane; m-AAA complex. The coding region runs from base 196 to 2706 and encodes 836 amino acids. Lineage: Eukaryota; Viridiplantae; Streptophyta; Pinopsida; Cupressales; Cupressaceae. Gene Ontology annotation, biological process: protein-containing complex assembly; mitochondrial protein processing. The transcript has 9 exons. The record is from RefSeq and is a predicted model, not a curated record. Gene Ontology annotation, molecular function: zinc ion binding; ATP-dependent peptidase activity; ATP hydrolysis activity.
UGUAGAUUUAAAAUAAGAUAAGAUGGGAAAAAUUGGGAAACUCAUAAACAUUUUUAAAAAGAGGGAAGAAAGUACUGUUCAACGCCCACCCAUCGGAUUGCCAAUAACUAUGGGCCGUGACUAAGUCCUGGUGAUGCUCUGUUUAUUGAAAGAAGUAAGAUCGAAGGGAAAUCGAUUGAUUGAUCAAUCUGAAUAAUGUUUUCUCGUAAGCAAUCGUCCGCUUUAUUUAACUCACAGUCAUGGCGACGACUGGGAUAUGCAUUUAAUACACUGAGCAGGUCGUUACUGGUGGAGAACACUAGACUGGCUGGUCAAGUUGUGAAAGAAUCAGUCAUCUAUGUUGAAACCUUUGUUACAAAACACUCUUCAUUGCAAAAUACUUCUCAGGAAAUUGGUUUGCUGAAUUUUGCUCGGUGCAAUCAUACCCUUCCUGCUAUUAGCUCGAUCUACACAAGAAAUUUAUGCCACAGCAGCGGGCUUUACAAAAGCUCCAUAGAAAAUAUAUUUUUUCUAAAACAAAGACCCAUUCUUCGCAGAUUCUUCUCGAGCAAGUCUUCAGGGAAAAGAAGCUAUGAAAAUUUUCAUCCAAAAGGAAAGAAGGAGAUUCCAAAGGCACGAGAGGAGCAAAAAGUAGAGUCAAGAACUGAAAACUCAAAACAUGAAGAACCUAAAACGUUUUUUCAAUAUAAAGCACCUGCGAAUCAACUUCAGAAUUAUUUGUAUUUAAUAGUGGGCAUUGCUGCAGUUUCUGCGUAUAUGAAUUUCAAUGGUCGUGAUCAGCAAGAGAUUAGCUUUCAAGAGUUUAAGAAUAAGCUGUUGGAACCUGGUUUGGUAGAUCGCAUUGAAGUUUCUCACAGAUCUGUGGCAAAGAUAUAUGUUAAGAAUUCACCUCAUCCUAUUUCUCAAGAAGACAACACUAGUGAAAUUCGUCCUGAUGUCAGCAGAGGCAACAUUAGUCAUUACAAAUAUUAUUUUGAAAUUGGAAGUGUUGAGUCAUUUGAGCGCAAGUUGACAGAAGCUCAGGAAGAUUUAGGAGUUGAUCCACAUAAUUAUGUUCCAGUAAUAUAUGUUUCAGAACUCUCCUGGCUGCAGGAAAUCCUGUCAUUAGUUCCCACAGCUCUUGUGAUUGGGACACUUGUUUAUUUAAAUCGCAGAAGUGGAUUUGGUGUAGGUGGAGGUGGAGGUUCACGUAGCAUAUUCAGUGUUGGGAAAGCUCAUGUGACGAAACUAGAUAAGAAUUCAAAGGACAAGACACUGUUCAAAGACGUUGCUGGAUGUGAUGAAGCUAAGCAAGAGAUAAUGGAAUUUGUUCACUUCCUGAAGAAUCCGAAGAAAUACCAAGAUGUAGGUGCGAAGAUUCCUAAAGGGGCACUCUUAGUGGGCCCUCCUGGUACGGGUAAAACACUUCUUGCAAAAGCUGUGGCCGGGGAAUCUGCAGUUCCUUUUCUUUCCAUAUGUGGCUCCGACUUCAUGGAAAUGUUUGUUGGUGUUGGACCUUCUAGGGUAAGAGAUUUAUUCUCUCAAGCAAGACAGUCUGCACCAAGCAUUAUCUUCAUUGAUGAAAUUGAUGCUAUAGGCCGUGCAAGAGGUCGUAGUGGGCUUGGAUCAAAUGAUGAAAGAGAGAGCACACUUAAUCAGUUACUUGUAGAGAUGGAUGGAUUUGGAACAACUGCAGGGGUAGUAGUCCUUGCAGGUACCAACCGGCCUGAUAUACUUGAUAAAGCAUUGCUUAGACCUGGCAGAUUUGAUCGUCAAAUUUCAAUUGAAAAACCUGAUAUAAAGGGCAGGGCACAGAUAUUUUCAUUAUACUUAAAAAAGCUAAAGAUUGAUCAAGAACCCAUCUUCUAUUCUGAGCGUUUGGCUGCUUUAACUCCGGGAUUUGCUGGAGCUGAUAUUGCAAAUAUUUGUAAUGAAGCGGCUCUUAUUGCUGCAAGGCAUGAUGAGAAACAAAUAUCUAUGGAACACUUUGAAGCUGCUAUUGAUCGAGUUAUUGGUGGAUUGGAGAAAAAAAAUAAGGUUAUCAGCAAGGAAGAAAGAAGAACUGUUGCCUACCAUGAGGCUGGACAUGCUGUUGCUGGAUGGUUCCUUGAGCAUGCAGAACCCCUUCUGAAGGUUUCUAUUGUUCCCCGAGGCAGUGCAGCUCUAGGUUUUGCACAAUACGUACCCAAUGAGAAUCUACUAUAUACAAAAGAACAAUUAUUUGACAUGACAUGCAUGACCCUUGGAGGAAGAGCAGCUGAGCAAGUUCUGCUGGGAAAAAUAUCAACUGGAGCUCAAAAUGAUCUGGAGAAGGUAACCAAAAUGACCUAUGCUCAAGUUGCAGUGUAUGGAUUCAGUGACAAAGUUGGUCUCCUCUCUUUUCCUCCAAAAGAAGAUGGCUUUGAGGCCUCAAAACCAUAUGGUAAUCAUACUGCAGAACUUAUUGAUCGGGAAGUCCGGGAAUUGGUUGAAAAGGCUCACAAGCAUACAAUUGCAUUGGUUGAAAAACAUCGAGUAGGCGUUGAGCAGCUAGCCAAAGCACUUCUUGAGAGAGAAGUUUUGCAUCAGGAAGACCUGGUUCAGAUUCUAGGGGAACGCCCUUUUGUUCCUGUGGAGCGUACUAACUAUGAUAUUUUUAAGAAAGGUUUUGAGCUUGAAGAUAAAAUUGAAGAUACAGUGGGCCCAACAUCCCCAACAGUUCCAGAGGGUACACCUGCUCUUGCCUAGGAUGGAGGUGUUCUAAGAAUUGCUCGUCCACCUUAGAUGUAUUUAUUGUACCUCACACCUGUAAAGUUAUUUAUAAGGGAUUGUUUUGGGUUCCCAUUGCCAGGCCAUGUCUGGUAGCACUGAAAUCUUAAUCCUCAUGAAAAUAGCCUACUUUGUAAGCAUAGAAUAUGGGAGUUGAGACUGAAGGGCACACCAGAUAAAACCAAGAAGAUGCAUCUUGUAAAAGAAAAACAAUAAUUGAACCGGAAAAGAACAAAAAUAUCGUCUGGUAUUUUGGGUUUAUAUUAAUAUUUUAAAUGAUUUGAUUUUUUUAAGUCA